UACAGCAUUCCAACGAUUUGCCCCCCCACCGCCAUCGUGAAAGAGAGGGCUGUCUGUUCGGGUACAGUACCGGUAUGCCGUAUGCCAGUUUUGGUAUGAUAUGGCAUGACACCGGUAUUCCCGGCACUCGGAUAUACUUGAACGGCCGGAUUGAAACUGGGAACUUUGUAUGGGAAUCCUUCGAGCAGCCGAACCACGCACUUGUACCGGUACGUGAUUCGGUUUACGAGGAUUAUCAACCCCAAGUUAUCACCAUUGAUCUCCAAGUUAGAAAGUGCUGUUUUUUGAAGUUAAUCUCUCCGAUUACCGUAUCAUACUAUGGCAAGACAAUUCUAGCCCAACGCCCAGAUCUCGAAAAGUUUGUAUCAUACGUCAUCAUAUCACACACAAAGUCCUGUGGUAUCACAGGUUACGACAGAGCAUCCUAUGAUACAGCAUUUAACAAGGCUUCUGCCCUCCCCCGACUCGGAGCACAGGGUUACCAUACCCCCCCUUUUUCGAAGUCCAACCCUUCAACCCCUCAACCCCAAGCUCACCAUCCACACGCACACCGCUGAUCUAUAAUAUCAUACAACCUCGCCCAGCUUUACCACCCACGAACCCGCCACCCCAAGUACAAAAACAUCCUGCAUUGCUUCCCGCCAACUUUACCUACCAUGCCUUCCGGACCUUUGAACUUGGGAGAUCUCCGUGGGUCUUCCUCCUGUAGCUUUUGACCAUGACAAGAUGCUGAACUACAACCUUUAGCCAGCGAGAUCCUGGAUCGUAUCCUCGAUUAUGUUGGGUACAAGGGAGCCGUUAGCCUCGCGGGGACGUCGGUAUCGUUCAUCCUCCCUCUUGUUAUGCACGUGCCUCGAACUGAAAACUCCUCAGAAAGGUUUCUACAACACUCUGUACGACGAAGAGACCGGCUACUGGAAACGCGAGGCCCGGAGGGUCUUCAAGACUCCUCACGUCGAUAGCCUUAUCAAUAAGGUUCCUUGGCAGCAUCUCUUCCGGGGUAUGGCUAAGGCCCACGUGUACACGUGGGGCCAGGAUACCGAUGGAAAACUUGGACAUGAUCGGUCACCACCGAGGCAUUACAUGCGGUCCCCGUAUUCGGUAGCAGUGCCUUUCGAGAUACUGAGGUUAAGGAGCAAGUUUGUGGUGGACAUAGUCGCCGGGUGGGUAUUUCUCCAUAUUUCACUUAACAGGCAUGGGGACGGUCGCACUAAGAUCUGACAAUAGAGGUUGGAGCACGAGCUUCCUCACCUCGGAUGGGCAUGUCUAUGUCUCUGGUUGUCUGGGCCGUGAGCCAGACUCCACUGCCGAGAUCAAAUUCCCAGAACCGAUUUUUCAACUCUCUUCCGGGCGUGGCCACCUCAUUGCACUGUCCAACAAGGGGCGUGUAUACACUUGCGUAAACAAGACACAAGGAGUACAGCGCGUGGACUUCUGUGUUACGGUUAAUGAUUCCGAUCCCGGGUAUCUGACACCCGACAAGAUCGGAAAGGUUGCAGAAGAUAUAGGGUGGGCCAAAAAGGUUGUUGGGGGGUGGGACUGCUGUGCUGCACUGAUAUCCGGUAUUGGGAUCGUGGUCUGGGAACCAUCAGACCUCGGUGAGGCGGAUGCAAUGUGCUACAGGCCCAGUAUGAGAAUUAUAAAUGGCACCGACUACCUAGAAAAGCCUCCAAAGGGUAUUCCAGCAGAGGCUUUAGCAAAAGUCCGAAAACAUGGGAGCAUUGGAGAGAUUAUAGACUUUGUUCUAGGGGAGGGGUACUUGGUUUUCCUCACGAUUACUGGAAAGGUCUUUGCAAUGCGUGGAUUCGAUCAGGAGGCGCCUGUUGAGCUCGUGCACUUCUCCUCACCGGAAGGACAGUCGCCUGUGAACCGCAUCUCGGGCAAUUUUCGCAGGUUUGCGGUGUUCAAUAAAGAGGGGGUGGUGCGUGUGGGAGACGUUGAUAUUGUGAGCAACAACGUUAAGGGCAAAGCCGAAGGGAUAAAGCCCAUCGGGAGACCUGAUUUUACUGGCUACAAAAUCGUUGAUAUAGCAUUUGGCGACUAUCAUGGGCUAGCGCUCACAGACGAGGGGAGGAUUCUCUCGUGGGGUACUGAGAGCCAGAUGUGCGGCUCCCUGGGUCUUGGAGAUCGGUUGCCGGGAAUGGGCGGACGGGGGUUUGCCGACUUGGAAGUUACCGAACCCGAAGUGGUUUCUUUCCGGCCCCCAGGGCAAGGUAUGGGGCUUUCUUUUCUGCGGCAUGUAACUCUUACCAGUGCUAAACAACAGGUGCAGCAAGCAUUGAAGGCGAGGAUAAAACAAAGUAUUACGCCUUUAAUAUCGCGGCUGCUGGAUGGCAUUCCGGUGCCUUGGUGCUUGGGUUGGAUGAGGACUACGCUCAGGAAGGAAAUAGGGCUCCCGAGGGUAGCGUCUCUGAGGCAUAUGAUGAACCCACCCAAACCCCGGACCUACCUGACUGGGUAUUUGACCCAAGGACUCUCAGUAAUGGCGGUAGAGAGCGGGGGCACCGCGGCAUCAGAGGGGUAACUGGCACCAGCUUCUCAGCGAGGGGAAGUAUGUCUCGAGGUGGGCCUGUCAGGAGUGGCCUUCAGGGUCAUUCGCUCUUCUUGCCGAGCAGACCUGCACGGCCACAGGAGCGCCAACGUUAG
Tuber aestivum (summer truffle) is the source of this 2646-nucleotide messenger RNA. NCBI's taxonomy places the organism in Eukaryota, Fungi, Ascomycota, Pezizomycetes, Pezizales, Tuberaceae. The record is from the annotation of a GenBank genome assembly.